Racocetra persica is the source of this 150-nucleotide messenger RNA. NCBI's taxonomy places the organism in Eukaryota, Fungi, Glomeromycota, Glomeromycetes, Diversisporales, Gigasporaceae. The record is from the annotation of a GenBank genome assembly.
UUGAUAUUCCAUUGAGAUCUAAACCAAGCCUACCAACUAUACUACCUAUUCCUUCUACCUCAUCUAUUUCAGAACACCAAACUGCUGAAUACCCAACUGACAACCAAGAUCAACCUCUCAAUUUACAAUCACAAUCAAAUACACCUAUCU